Molecule: messenger RNA, 1974 nt
Organism: Culex quinquefasciatus (southern house mosquito)
Lineage: Eukaryota; Metazoa; Arthropoda; Insecta; Diptera; Culicidae
Gene: Gas8
Product: dynein regulatory complex subunit 4
Exons: 4
Coding region: 551-1909 (452 amino acids)
Biological process (GO): cell motility
Cellular component (GO): Golgi apparatus; microtubule; motile cilium
Molecular function (GO): small GTPase binding; microtubule binding
Source: RefSeq, a predicted model, not a curated record
CACAGGUGUCCAACCACGUGCUUUCCUCCCACAUCAAGGUUCGUUCCAAACGCGCGCGCCAACCGCCAACGGAGUGUCAAGCGUCUCCAUGGAAACUUGACCGGUGCUUGGCGGCUUGUUUUUUCGAUAAAAUUGUUUCAUUUCACAGUUCAAUCCACUAGCCGGAUCGUAGCAAGCUUAGUCGGUUUGGUUUGCUCGUGAAACCAAAACACUAAACUCAACCGAUUCUCCACCGGGGGACAUUUGAGGUCCGGGCCAGACGUUCCGGGGAACUGCAAAUUGGUCCCAACGAUCGGAUUAUUUAUUUAUGUGAUUUAUCAAUUUAUUUUUCUGCCCUGGCCAGGGGGCUCCGGAGAAGCGCGUUUCGUGGUGGCACUUGAUAGGAGGAGAUUUUUAGACGACAACCCGCGAACAAUCUGCCUUUGACAACGCGUUCCGGAAAAAUCCCGGCGUGGAAAAUAUUGGCGGAAAACGCGGCGAAAAAAUCAGCUCGUCGACGGCAAUAAAAGCAGAUUAUAAGCUCGUAUCGGUCAGCAGUUGAACAAUAAAAAUGGGACCAAAGAAGGCAAAAGGAAGCACGGUCAUCGAUGGCGUGGACACGUCCAGCAUGUCCCGCGAGCAGCUGGAGCAGUUUGCGCUGCGGCUGCGCAACGAGAUGGAACGGGAGCGGGAGGAGCGCAACUUUUUCCAGCUGGAGCGCGACAAGCUGCGCACGUUCUGGGAGAUUACGCGGAAGCAGCUGGAGGAGGCGAAGGCCACGAUCCGGAGCAAGGAGCGGGACGUGGAGGUGGCGCAGGAGCUGGCCGAUCAGGACACGAAGAACGUGACGCAGGAGAUGAAACACCUGCAGUACGAGCACCAGUCGCACAUCGGGGAGCUGAAGGCGGAGAUGAUGACGCAGCUGAAGAUGGCGCAGGAGGAUCAUGCGUUGCAGGAGCGGGAGUUGCUGAAUGAUAAGCGGGAGUUGAGGAGGUUGUUGAGGGAGAAGGAGGAGAAUGGGGAGCUGGAGGUGCAGCAGUUGAAGCUGAAGCAUAGUGAGUUGUUGAGUCAGGAGCGGGCGAGGUUUAAGGAGGAGAUUGAGGCGAUGACGAAGCUGUUUGAGCAGAGGUUGGCGAGUUACAAGGAGGAGGCGGAGGUGCGGCAUGAGAUGGAGCUGUCGGAGGUUGAGGAGAGGAAGAAUGCGCAGAUUUCGGAGUUGAUACAGACGAACGAGAAUGCUUACAAGGAGAUGAAGGGUUAUUAUAAUGAUAUUACGCUGAAUAACUUGGCUUUGAUCAAUAGCAUGAAGGAACAGAUGGAGGAGCUGCGCAUUCAGUGCGAUAAGGAUCUGAAGAAUAAUUCGGAGGUGAUGGCGGAGAAUCGACGGUUGGUGGAACCGCUGAAGAACGCGCAGACGGAGUUGGUUGAGCUGCGGAAGAAGCUGCACUACUACGAUCGUGACAAGGCAACGCUGAAUCGGGUUAAAUCGAGGUUGAGCAGUACGCAGAAGCAGCUGAGCAGCUUGAAGCUGGAGUCGGACGUGCUGCAGAUGCGCUGCGAGAAGCUGGUUGAGGAGCGGGAUCAGCUGAAAAGCAUGUUUGAGAAGUCGAUACUGGAGUUGCAGCAGAAGUCGGGGCUGAAGAACUCGCUGCUCGAGCGCAAGCUGGAGUACAUUGAGAAGCAGACGGAGCAGCGGGAAGCGAUCUUGGGGGAGGUGCUUUCGUUGGCCGGGAUUGAACCGCAAUCGCUCAGCAUUCGGAUCGAGAAGCUGCUGGUGCAGAAGAACGACAAGAUUCAGGAUCUGCGGUACGAGCUGGCGCGGGUGAGCAAGAUGUACGACGAUCUGCUGUCGCUGAUGGAGGCCAAGCUGGCCAAGUUUGGCAUCACGCUGAAGGAUUUGGAACUGGGCAGCUUGCGGGUGGAGAAGUAGUGGGUUUUGAGUGGGGUUUGGUUUGAGAUUAUGUAUCUUUUGAGAAUAAAUUUGCUGUGAUUGUG